This is a messenger RNA of Brassica napus (rape), 1730 nucleotides long. RefSeq names its product ATP-dependent 6-phosphofructokinase 5, chloroplastic-like. Gene Ontology annotation, biological process: glycolytic process; fructose 6-phosphate metabolic process. The transcript is spliced from 11 exons. The record is from RefSeq and is a predicted model, not a curated record. Lineage: Eukaryota; Viridiplantae; Streptophyta; Magnoliopsida; Brassicales; Brassicaceae. Gene Ontology annotation, cellular component: cytoplasm. Bases 228 to 1652 code for a protein of 474 amino acids. Gene Ontology annotation, molecular function: 6-phosphofructokinase activity.
CUCUCUUACUUCUUAAUUGUUUUCAUAACUAAAUUGGAUAUGCGAUUCGAUCUAAUUUAGGGUUUUAGUAUCAAUAUUAUCCCAAUUUCGUUCAUAUCACAAAACUGUUUCUGGGUUCUAAAAAGAAAAGCUCUCAAUAUCUUAUUUUUCUCUGCCACAUAAACACCUAGAAAUAACCAGAGAGAGAGAGAGAGAGCGAGAGAGAGCUAAAGGGGUUUCGAGUGAAGAUGAAGGAGAUGCAGGCAAUAGAGACGUCACAGCCGACGUUGGCUCCUCCGGCGAAGCACAGCCGACAGCUAGGAGCUCAGCUGUCGGGAAGCAUGAGUUUCAGCAGCCAAAUGUCGAAUGAAGACGAGGAGAUGUCGAGGACGACUUUGUCUGCUAUCAGGGCGAAAGAAGAGGAGAUCGAGAAGAAUAAGAUGGAGAUUAGGGAAAGGGUUCAAGCUCAGCUUGGUCGUGUCGAAGAGGAGACUAAGCGACUCGCUUUGAUCCGUGAGGUUAUUAGUUACUCUUCACCAACUUCUGCUGGAGCUGAGUGUAUUGAUUCCGACUGUUUUUGGGUUGAGCAAAGGAUUCACCGUGCUGGGCCGAGGGAGAAGAUAUACUUCAGACCGGAACAAGUGAAGGCUGCCAUCAUCACUUGUGGUGGGCUUUGUCCUGGUCUCAAUGAUGUCAUUAGACAUAUUGUAAUCACUCUUGAGAUUUAUGGUGUUAAGAACAUUGUUGGGAUUUCUUUUGGUUACAAAGGCUUCUCUGAUAAAGAUCUAACUGAAAUGCCGUUAUCAAGGAAAGUGGUACAGAACAUUCAUCUAUCUGGAGGAAGCUUGCUUGGAGUUUCACGUGGAGGUCCCAGUGUGAGCGAGAUUGUUGACAGCAUGGAGGAGAGAGGAAUCAACAUGCUUUUUGUGCUUGGUGGAAAUGGAACUCAUGCUGGCGCCAACGCUAUACACAAUGAGUGCCGCAAAAGAAAGAUGAAGGUAGCUGUAGUUGGUGUGCCCAAAACCAUUGACAAUGAUAUAUUGCACAUGGAUAAGACAUUUGGGUUUGAUACUGCUGUUGAAGAAGCACAACGAGCUAUAAACUCUGCCUACAUUGAGGCACAUAGUGCUUAUCAUGGCAUCGGCAUAGUAAAACUGAUGGGUCGUAACAGUGGUUUCAUUGCCAUGCAAGCCUCUUUAGCCAGCGGACAAGUCGACAUCUGUUUGAUUCCUGAGGUUCCUUUCAAUAUUCAUGGACCUAAUGGUGUACUGAAGCACAUGAAGUACCUCAUCGAAACAAAAGGCUCCGCUGUGAUCUGUGUAGCAGAAGGAGCUGGACAGAAUCUCCUCGAGAAAACUAAUGCAAAAGAUGCAUCUGGAAACACGAUACUUGGUGAUUUCGGUGUCCACAUUCGACAAGAGGAUGUGAAGAGAGCAGUUGUUCCGGCCAUCCUUGACGUGGGAGGAAUGGAUACGCCAAUCCCUAAUGAGCUAUUGGAUUCAGUCGACGUCUUAAGCUCGAAUGAAACUGAGCUCAGUCUCUUGACCGGAAAGCAUACUGAAACUUUUGAACAGUUUAGCCAGGCUGUUGCCAUAAGUUGGUAUAUAAUUCUUCUUUUGCACAUUACCAGUACUGAAACUCCCAGAUUUUGGUUACUGGCUUUGUGGUUUUAGGCUAUCAGUCUGAAGAAAUUGUAAUUAGGGAUGUGUAUAUUAUUAACGAAAACCACAUGUGUUGUCGUCAUCACUCAA